AUGAGUCAGAGGCAGGUGCUGCAAGUGUUCGAGCAGUACCAGAAAGCCCGAACCCAGUUCGUCCAGAUGGUGGCGGAGCUGGCGACCAGACCCCAAAACAUCGAGACGCUGCAGAACGCGGGGGUAAUGGCUUUGCUGAGGCCUCUUCUUCUGGAUGUGGUCCCAACAAUUCAACAGACUGCUGCUUUGGCUCUGGGGAGACUGGCUAAUUAUAAUGAUGACCUGGCAGAAGCAGUCGUGAAGGGUGAUAUUCUUCCACAGCUUGUUUAUUCACUGGCAGAACAGAAUCGUUUUUACAAGAAAGCAGCUGCCUUUGUGUUACGAGCAGUUGGUAAACAUUCUCCCCAACUAGCUCAGGCAAUAGUUGAUUGUGGAGCACUGGACACACUGGUGAUUUGCUUGGAAGAUUUUGACCCUGGAGUCAAAGAGGCUGCAGCCUGGGCACUUGGCUAUAUUGCAAGACAUAAUGCAGAGCUGUCACAAGCUGUGGUGGAUGCGGGAGCUGUUCCUCUUUUAGUGCUCUGUAUCCAGGAGCCAGAAAUUGCUUUGAAAAGGAUUGCUGUUUCAGCCCUCAGUGAUAUCGCGAAGCAUUCUCCAGAGUUAGCACAGACAGUGGUGGACGCAGGAGUGAUUGCUCACUUAGCCCAGAUGAUCCUGAACCCUGACGCUAAGCUGAAGCGUCAGGUCCUUUCAGCUCUCAGUCAGAUUGCGAAACAUUCUGUGGAUCUGGCAGAAAUGGUGGUCGAAGCAGAGAUUUUUCCAGUGGUACUUACCUGUCUGAAGGACAAAGAUGAAUACGUGAAGAAAAACGCUUCUACUUUAAUUAGAGAGAUUGCAAAACAUACACCCGAGCUUUCUCAGCUGAUAGUUAACGCUGGGGGAGUUGCUGCCGUGAUCGACUGCAUUGGGUCCUGCAAAGGGAACAUAAGGCUGCCAGGCAUCAUGCUGCUCGGCUAUGUGGCAGCUCAUUCUGAGAACCUGGCAAUGGCAGUCAUCAUUUCCAAGGGUGUGCCCCAGUUGUCCCUCUGCUUGUCAGAAGAACCAGAAGACCAUAUUAAGGCUGCUGCCGCCUGGGCCUUGGGACACAUUGGGAGACACACUCCUGAGCACGCACGGGCCGUCGCUGUCACAAACACUCUGCCUGUCCUGCUCUCUUUGUACAUGUCAACCGAAAGUUCUGAGGAUCUUCAAGUGAAAAGUAAAAAAGCCAUAAAGAAUAUCUUACAAAAAUGCACCUAUUUACCAGCUCUUGAACCAUUUCUGUAUGAUGCUCCUCCCAAUAUUCUGAAGCACGUGGUUGGACAGUUCAGUAAGGUGCUGCCACAUGAUAGCAAAGCUCGACGACUUUUUGUAACAAGUGGUGGACUUAAAAAGGUACAAGAGAUAAAAGCAGAACCUGGAUCUCUCCUUCAAGAAUAUAUCAACAGCAUUAACAACUGUUACCCAGAAGAAAUAGUAAGGUAUUAUUCCCCUGGAUAUUCAGAAACACUUCUGCAGAGAGUGGACAGCUAUCAACCACUUACUAACUGA
Molecule: messenger RNA, 1530 nt
Organism: Budorcas taxicolor (takin)
Lineage: Eukaryota; Metazoa; Chordata; Mammalia; Artiodactyla; Bovidae
Gene: SPAG6
Product: sperm associated antigen 6
Exons: 11
Coding region: 1-1530 (509 amino acids)
Biological process (GO): neuron projection extension; sperm axoneme assembly; filopodium assembly
Cellular component (GO): sperm principal piece; microtubule cytoskeleton; acrosomal vesicle
Molecular function (GO): microtubule binding
Source: RefSeq, a predicted model, not a curated record